AUGUCUCAGAUCGUUACUGCUCUGCUGCCCCGUUGCUGCGCAGUUGCUAAGAAACGCAACGGAAAACGUUUCGUACGUGCGUCCCGCGGUUGAACGUUUCGUAGCGCUUCUCGUUAGUGGCAGACUACGCUGCCACCUGCUUUAAACACGGCGAAUUUGUUCGGAUUUGUGGUUUGUGUUAGAUGUGAACAGUGCAAACAUUGCGUGAAACAGGUCCGGAAGGACUUGAGGCGUCCGCUAGAGCCGAAAGGACGACCCUCUCUAUCUCUUUCUCUGUCUUUCAAAGCAGCACGCCAGUAGUGAAACGUGCUGAAUCUUCCGCUGGUUUGGCGGGGCUGCGGGUAACGUGCGAGGAAUAGUGAAGUGUGAUACAUACAGUAGCGUGCUGUAGGCCCAAGCGUCCUCCCUGAAAUCAGCACCACAAUCGCGCCCAAACUGUGCGCUUACACGGGGUGCGUGUGUUCUGCGUGUGGUUGUGCUGCCGUGUAGUGUAGAAUACGGUGCGAAGCUUUGCGUGGGCUGCCGCGAGUGUGUUCUUAACGGUAGGGCAAGGUAGCCAAGUGCCAUUAGCCUUUUGAAUGACAAGGAAUCGUUCGUCGGCUUAAAGUGUCCCGGGUUCGUCGCUUGUUUGGUCCAUACAUUGCAUUGAAGUCUUUCCCGUUGCCCAAGUGCAAUCGCAACCAGCCAGGUGCCCUGCAGUGAUGCGUGCGUGUGCGUUUACUGUUCGUUUGAAGUGAAUUCAGUGAGUGUUUCUUAAAAUUAAAAGGAGCACCUAUGAGUAGCCGAAAAAUAGUGAAUAUUGCUCAAUAUCUUCCAGUGGGAGCAUGCAGAUGUAGUGUUGCUUAGUCAAAAAGCAUAAAACAGCACAAAAAACGCGGAUGUAAAGGCGUUAAGCGUGUGAUAUCGAACGGAGUAAGUGGAACCGGCGCUGCAGCGCGGAAAGAAAAGUGCAAUCAAAGCGAAGGAGCAAAAGUAUUAAAAGGCAAAAAUAGCGCCAGCCAAUAUUCGCGUGCGCCUUCCGGCAGCAGCAGUGCAGUUUAGUGAAUGUGUUUGUAUGUGUGUAUGAGUGUGUAAGAGUUCGAUUGGUAUGUAACGAAGGGCGGUUUUGUAUGUAGCUACUAAGCCACCAUCCGAGUCGUUGCACGGGCGGGAAAAGAGUAAAUUAAAUCAGCAGCAAAUCGUGUCUCUCCGCAGUCAUCGCUGUCGGGGAUAAACGCUCAGUUCCGGAACCGGAGCAGACAAAAAGAUUCAACUACACAACGAAAUGCCAUAAAAAUUGAAGCUUCAGCAACCGAUGAAGCAUCAACGGAGCGGUUAAGUGCAAAGACAUUCAGAACCAUGUGAUCGACAGUAUCUUACACAAACACCAAUCACGCAACGUCUUCCGUCCAGUGCGUCAGUGAUUAAAAUUCUGUGAGUUAUCGUGAAACGAGCGUAGAAUUUUCCCGUACCACUUCGAAUCUCUGUCUUCCGUCCAAGCACAGCAAGUAGAAACUAGCAAACCCACAUCUAUGUAGCACAGAUCAGUUCAAACACACUCAAGCAUUGUGCCAUAGCGACAACGAUAUCGUGACGUAACAUAGCUGAAGCUGGAGUUAAACACGGUUUCCAAGCGUCAUCGUACAAAUUUGCAACUGUGUCUCAUUUCUAAUGUUAAACUAAUGAAAAGUAAAGGAAACGAGGAUCACUUCCAUUGCCUGUGAACAUGACCUGCUGGUGAUUCGCCAGUGUGCGUGACAACGAACUCUGUGCCAAUACGAACGUCGGCAGUGCAAAUUCGAGAUAUUUUGUAAGAAAACGAGAACGGGAGUGCCAAAAAUAAAGAGCACUCACGCUAAAGAAGUGCAAUAGAAAAAGAGGAAAGAAAGUGAGAAACAUCAUGUCUGCAUCGCCUGAAAUGCACCAUCAGCACCAGCAGCUGCAGCAGGAAGCGAACGCACCGCUGGAGAUGAAAUCGAACAGUGCGGAAGGAACGCCUCCACCCGAGCUGGCCACGAUGACGACCGUGAGUGUGCUGGAUCUGCACAAAGAUUAUAAUGGUGUUGGAGGAGGUGGUGGUGGUGGUACUGCUGAAAGUGGAGCUACGGCUGGUGCCGUCACGUCACCACACAUCGUCCAAGAAGGUGCCACCGAUAUGAGCCUCCCGGACGAUGGCACAACGGAGAAGGUGUACGAUAAGGAUACGAACACUGUCUACGUGUACACCACUGCUGCCGGUGUUGCCGGGCAUAAGCUGGUGGUGAAUCCACAUCAUCAUCAGCUCACCACGAUCGUACACGGUGGGCAGCAGCAGCAGCAACAACAACAGCAGCAGCAGCAACAACAAAUGGCUUCUCCUGAUCAACUACACCCAAGCGAACAUCAUGCAGUUGCCGAGCAGAAUCUGCUCCACGCUCGGCUGAUCCAGCAACAGCAACAGGCUGCUGAAGAACAGCAACAGCAGCAACAGCAGCAACAACAGCACUUGCAGCGAAUGUCUCCGGGUGAUCCGCAUCAGCAGCAUCACCAGCAGCAUUCGCAAGUCCACCCGGACGAUGGCGGCAUCAUCGAUGGGCAUCGUUUGCUGCCGGCAACUAUCAACGGUACCGAUGCGAGCGAUCCGCAGCAGCAUCAGCAGCAGCAGCAGCAGCAGCACCAUCAUCUCGGUAGACUAUCGCCCGAGGAUCAGCAACAGCAGCAAGCGCAUCAGCAGGGUGGUGUUAGACUGCUCGAGGACAGCCACAUUCAGCGGCUGCUGGGCAAUCAGGAAAUAAUCAGCCGCGACAUCAUCAACGGGGAGCAUCACAUCAUCACGCGCAACGAAAACGGUGAGACAAUCCUGACCCGCAUUGCCAUCUCCACCGCUGACCAGCUGCUAAACCGAAUGGACAAUGGCAUCAUCUACACGACGACCGGGGGUUCAACCGGCGUGAUUGGUGCUGGACCGCAGGAACAGCUUCCCACCACGGUGCUGCAGUACGAGAAGGACGUGGAGGACAAACAUCAGCCCCAGCAGCAGCAGCAUCACGGUCAUGCGCACGCCGCCCAUCAGCCGCAGACAAUCUACGCAGCGGCUGGCGCUGCACCGGAUCAGACCGGGCAAACGAAGCAGAUCGUGUAUGCGCUCGGCGGAGGAGAGCCGAAGAAUGUGAUCUACGGUGAUCCCAAGGCGGCUAUGCCACACUUUGAAGCGGUUCCGGGAGCCGGUAGCGGUGCCGGCAGUGGUGGGCCCGGUUCGGUUGAGGAAGAGAAGCCCCAGAUCGACUACGUGUACAACGAGGGUAACAAAACGGUGAUCUAUACCGACCAGAAAGGGCUGGAAAGCUUGUACGCGAACAACGAGCUCGGCCUGAUGGACGGUACGCAGAUCGUGGUGCAGAGCAAUCUGUACACGCAGCAGCAGGGCCCGGACGGUACGACGGUGUACGUCGUGUCGUCGGACAUGAACCCGGAGGACAUCAAUGGACUGCAGCAAAGCACCAAUGCCGGCGCCAAGCUGAAUGGACAAACGCUGCAAGCAAUGGAUCUGCUGCUCGGUGCUCACCCAUCAUCACAGGCAAUCAACGUGAAGCGUGAGCCGGAGGAUCUGCGCAAGGAGCCGAAAAAUCCCCGCAACCAAAAGGUAUCGUCGCCGUCACUGCACAUUAAAGAACCUCCACCCAGCCCUGGAAGUCCUUCAACGGAAACCAUGUAUGCUGCCCCCGGCAGCACGCAGAUCUACCUGCAGGGUCCUUCCCAUCAGAACAGCACAGCAGCCACGGCCAGCUCCAAUGUGAACACCAACUCACCUAGCCCCAGCUCCUACGCACAGUAUGACAUGUAUCCGCCAAACAGACUUGGCCCGGGUGGCACAACGUUCAUCACAGAGCCCUACACCUACCGCGAGUACUUCGACAACCAGGGGUACGCACCGGCCCGGACCAUCUACGGUACGGCGGCGGACUCGGAAGGUCCACAGCCGGCCACCACGUACGAGGGUCGGUUCACGAAGACGGGCUCGAUCUACACCAAGACCAUCACAUCCGCCGGUCUGACGGUGGAUCUGCCCAGUCCCGAUUCCGGCAUCGGUGCCGAUGCGAUCACGCCGCGCGACCAGAACAACGUCCAGCAACAGUUUGACUAUGCGGAACCGUGCCAGGCACCGAUCGGUAUGGUCGAUCCGAACGCGGCCGGCCACAUACCGGCCUGCGUCGCCAGUCUGCAGCGCAAUCUGGCCAUCAACGGGAGCCAGCCGAGCCCGACCACGUCGCUCGGCGGUUCGUCGACUGCGGCCGCCGUCGCUGUGGCCGGUGCUGCAGCGGCACCCCGCUCUCGACCCUGGCACGACUUUGGCCGCCAGAAUGACGCUGACAAAGUUCAGAUACCAAAAAUAUACACGGACGUUGGCUUCAAAUACUAUCUGGAAAGUCCGAUCAGCUCGUCCCAGCGCCGGGAAGACGAUCGGAUAACGUACAUCAACAAGGGCCAGUUCUACGGCAUUACGCUCGAGUACGUGCACGAUCCGGACAAGCCGCUGAAGAAUCAAACCGUCAAGAGCGUCAUCAUGCUGCUGUUCCGCGAGGAGAAAAGCCCCGAGGAUGAAAUUAAAGCCUGGCAGUUCUGGCACAGUCGGCAGCAUUCGGUCAAGCAGAGAAUAUUAGAUGCCGACACGAAGAACUCCGUCGGGCUGGCCGGUUGCAUCGAGGAAGUAUCGCACAACGCGAUUGCCGUCUACUGGAAUCCUCUCGAGAGCUCCGCCAAGAUCAACGUCGCCGUCCAGUGCCUGAGUACGGAUUUCAGCAGUCAAAAGGGUGUUAAGGGUUUACCGCUGCACCUCCAAAUCGAUACGUUCGAAGAUCCGCGUGAUACUAGUGUUUUCCAUCGAGGUUACUGUCAAAUCAAAGUCUUUUGUGAUAAGGGUGCCGAACGGAAGACACGCGACGAGGAACGGCGAGCGGCGAAGCGCAAGAUGACCGCCACCGGGCGGAAAAAGCUGGACGAGCUGUACCAUCCCGUGGUCGAUCGGUCGGAGUUUUACGGUAUGAGCGAUCUGAUGAAACCGCCAGUCCUGUUUUCGCCCUCCGAGGACAUCGAUAAGCUAACAUCGAUGGAUAUGCAGUUCUACGGGCACGAUGCGGACUCACUGUCCGGCACGUCGGACAACGUCAAGUCGCCGUUCCUGCUGCACGCGAACAAACCGGCAACGCCAACGCUGAAGUUCCACAACCACUUCCCACCGGACGUACCGACCAGUGACAAAAAGGAUCCGAGCAUCAUCAUGGACGGUUCGAUGGUGACCAACUCGAUGGUUGACUUUACGCCCCAGAUCAAGCGCCAGCGGAUGACGCCGCCGCUGAGCGAGCGGGUCAUGCUGUACGUCCGCCAGGACAAUGAGGAUGUCUAUACGCCCCUGCACGUCGUGCCGCCGAGUACGGUCGGGCUGCUGAAUGCGAUUGAAAAUAAAUUCAAAAUUUCCUCGUCGAGAAUUAAUACUAUUUAUCGCAAAAAUAAGAAAGGAAUUACGGCGAGAAUUGAUGACGACAUGAUCAGACACUACUGCAACGAGGACAUCUUCAUACUGGAAGUGCAACGGUACGAGGAGGACCUGUACGACAUCACGUUAACGGAGCUGCCGACGCACUAGACACGUGACGUUUCUCCUUUCCUUCGUGUUGGGUUCUUCUUCUUCUUCUUUGUCUCCUCCUCCUCCUACCCCGUCGUCCGCAGUGCCAUACAAUUGUGCGCCAUUCUGUGCUUAGUGGCCCUCCCUGCAACCACACGGGACGAACACGAAACACUGUCAUGAAAAUGCAUAAAUCUUGCCAUCGGCGCCGUAUAGGUAGUCGGCGCCACAACCGCCCGCCGUGUGCCACCGAGCAGUCGGAAGCUGCUACUGCUGCUGCUACAAUGCCAACGUGCCAAACAUCGUGCGCAUACACACUUAGGACCACCGGGAGAAAAGGGAAGGGAGGACGUACGAUAGAAGGACGAUUAAGUGUUAGGGAAGGACAAUCCGUUAAGUUUUAGCCAUAGCAAGAUUAUGGUUUUGUUAGUGUAAGCGAGCAAAGUUCACAAAACAAGUUGGUGUUUUACUAUUAUUAUUAUUAAUUUUAUUAGUUCUUUCAGUAAGAAGAAUAUAAACAAAUGAAUUAUCAGUACCGAAACCGCAGUACAUUCCAUUAUAUAGUAAGUGUUUUCUUUUACUUUCGCUAAUCGUUUUGAGAUUAUCUUAAGGAGGUUUUGAAAAUGGAUGGAAAUCUUUGGGAAAAACGAAGAGGUAGAAACAGUAAUUGUGCCUUAGCAGCAAAGCAGAACACACAAAAAAAAACUAGGCACAGCACAAAUGCUCUGUACGUUUGCAAGCAAAAUAGAACAGAAACCACCCCUUGUACAUAGAAGACAAACAUUUGCAGCGUUUUGUCUGUGUGGCAGAGCACCGAACAGCCGAGACAAGCGGAAUUAGUUUUAAAAAAAGAUAGGGAAAGCCUUCUUCAGCAGCAUUUGCGUGUGCGGUAGUGUUUAAGUAAGCGAAUUAACGUUGAACAACUUUUAUUUAUUUUGAGACUUAGUUGUGUACUACUGCAGUAAGACAAAGCGUAGUCCGGUGUUUUUUCUUGAGAUUUUUCCAACCGUACUGUUGAAGCUGUUUGUUUAAUCAAUCAUUGUUGUAUGCCUUUUGCCUUUUCUUUCGCUUUUGGUAACACACAGUAAUUACAAGCGCGCGUUUACAGGAUAAAUGUUUGCAUUUUAAAAUCGGACGCUGGAAAUGCUCCUCUCCCUCUCCACCCAUCCGUACAGGCCAUGCGAUUAAUAAGAUCUCAAAAGGAAACGAGUGGCGGAGUGGCGCAGGAUGGUAGUGUGUGUGUGCGCGCAACAAUCUAAUGAUAGAUGUAUUGCUCAAAUGAAAUUCUAAUAAGCACGCCACCUCUUUCCCAUCCCUCCAUUUUUUUGCCAUAAGCUGAUAGGUGAAAAGACAAAUGAUUUUCAAACGAACCGUUAUGAAGGAAAGCAACACUUGUGUAUGUAAUAUUAGUUGUAGUCGUUUUUAACACACCCCGUUACGAUAUUGUUUUAAUGGUUAUUAUUUUUUCGUCCAACAAAAAAAAUGGGGGGAACGGCGGUUAUACCGCACGAGAGCAUGCAAUAUUAACAGUUAGACCUUUAGAGAGUACGACACGAUGGUCGAAGAAGCCCAUUGUUGUUUCUGGCUUAGAUUGUAGAACGAUUUCUUAUGCUCACACCGAGACAACAUCAUUCCAACACAGAUCCAUGACAGUAUUUUGUUGAGCAUAAUGAUCGUGUUAUGUUCGAGUUUGAGAUGAAAUUGAACGAUCAUUUUCGGUAAAACGCGAUGGAUUGUUUGCCGCGGCGCGUGAGUCGUGCAUUUUUUAUACGUUAUCGAACUGCCAUAUUGCGGAAUACAAAUAGAGCGUAAGGAAGGAAGGAUUGGAUUUUCAAAAAUGGAAAAGAAUAAGAUUUCUUCAAAAAACUUCUUAGUAAUUUGACGUGUAAAGAUCAAACGAUGAGAUCGACAGAGAGAUAGGUGAACGAAUGCGAUGAAUUUCUUAUUAUCUAAUUGUUAAGUACCUGAGGCGCAUGAUCUUCGCUGCGAGAUGUAAACGUGCCGUAAAUUCAAUGCUUAAGAGAACACACGCGAGAGAAAGGUAUAUCAUUCACACGAUGCCCAAGUUUACAUGUUUUGUUAUAUUAAUGUCACUUCUCUUUUGAAACUUUUCUCGAAACACAAAACACACAAACGGUGGCAACUCCUGAAAGGAAAUGUGUAUUGCAAACGCGCGAACAAGAAACAUGUGAUAUUUAAAAAGAAAACGAAGAAAGACGAAACAAACAAAAGAAGAAAGUGUUGGAAGAAUCUUAAAAACUGUUCUAUUCUCGUACUAUUCGUAAAAACCGUUUAUCCUUUUUUCGUGGUGGAUAAUGUAUUGCUCUUUAGGAACGGUUGAGUUUUUUUAGAUAAACAUUAUAGUAUGUGCGAGAGCUUGCGCGUGUGUGUGUAUGUGUGUAUGUGUGGUUUGUAAAAAGCAGCAUAAAACAGCAGCAGCAUCGAAUAAGCCCUCCGAAGCAUGUAACGGAGUGAGCAUUCGUUUUUUUCUCUUUUUAUUCUUGCAUAAUUGAUCGAGUUGCCAUAACGUAGGAGCAAGGAUUUGCAUUUUAUUUUUGUUAUAAAUAGGUAUAUGAGCGCGUGUGUUAGUAUUUCUUUAACCUUGCUUACUAUAUCACAACACGCUGUGGUAUUCUCCCAGAGUGGCCAAACGCGUUGUGCGAUGGAGAGGACGGAGCAGGCAGAGGAUCGAAUGAUCGAUCGUGAUAGGAUACUGAUACUUUAGAAGAACGGUGAAACGGUAGCGGUGCAUAUUCGAGCGCCAUCUAUCAGGAAAAGGAAAAAGCGCUGCAUUAAGGAACAGUAACAGUAGCUUAUGAGGAAGUUAAGAAAUUAGGAAGAGUGGUGUAAUCUAGAGUAUUCACCGUUGUACUUUUAGGUAAUUUCAUAAACAGGAAGGUGCAUGCAACACACGUGUAGGCUUCCGUAAAAAUGCAAUAUUAAUUUUACAAUGACAUUAGUUUUUUUUUUCAUUUUGUUUUUGCUAAGACGAUAGAGUAGGUAGAGAAGCGGAGAAAGUAUCAUUGAUAGAAAGAUGUAGGAUUUAGGGAUUUUUAUUCUCCUUUCGUUACUCCAAUGUCCGUGUUUACAAACUUAAUUUAGAAGAAGUACGCUAGUAUAAUUGCUUUACACUAGAUAAACUGCUUAUACGAUAAGCCUCUAGCUUGAACAAUUUACUAAGCUUUCUACUGGAUCCAUUUUUCACAAAGCACAAACAGAAGCAGAAACAGGCAUAAUAGUAGAACCGUAAGAAAGAUUUCAAGUUUGCAAAUAAUUAGCAGUUAUCAGCAGCAAAAACACAUUUCAAUUGUUUCGUGUUAGUGGUGGCAAGCUAGUAUUACCUCUGCACACAUCACAAACCACACACUCUUUACUUAGUAUUACCCUUUUUAACCGUUUUACUUUUGUAGACACGUUAGAGACGUCUCAGUUUAAGCAGCAAACGCAUACACAUUUCAUUCCCAAUUGAUGGUACCCACAUGUGCGCCUCAAUUUAGUGAUAAGAGUAACAAAUUCACACAAAAAACGAAAACAAACCGUCCUUCAUAUUUGCCAUUCCAUUCCUCCUCUAUUUUGAUGAGAAUUUGCCAUUUAAGAAAUAUGCCGCCCAUCCCCAUAUACGACCAUUCGUAGGGCCUAGUUUUGUCCCUGUCCCCUCUCACAAUUUGCUCCUCAUACACGCGCUAGAAAGGCGGGACAACACAACACCUGUGUGUGGUCUUUGUGGUCGUAUGUGAUUUCUGUUUUCUUUUUUUUUAAUAAUUAUAAUCUAAGAUAUUAAGAACAAGUACUUAAUUGAUAGUGAGUUAGUUACUGUAAGUGAACCGAAAAGUGAAAAACGAUAACACAAGUACUCCUUUGGCAAAGAAGAAAAUGAGGUAAAAAAGAGAAGAAAAAAACAUGUCAAAAUUAAAGAGUGGAUUUAACAGACAGACGGCCGACCUGUACAAGACGAUGUAUGUUUAUGUUGGCUUAAAAAACAUUAAAAAAAAAACAAAACAAAAAAACGAACAAUUAGCUUAAGUUCUUAUUUUUAAACUGUACUGUUAUAUUUUAUUGUCGUCGAAGAGGAAAUGAGCGUUUAAAUAUAUAAUUUGAAUUUAGAACAUUGAA
Molecule: messenger RNA, 9694 nt
Organism: Anopheles arabiensis
Lineage: Eukaryota; Metazoa; Arthropoda; Insecta; Diptera; Culicidae
Gene: grh
Product: protein grainyhead
Exons: 18
Coding region: 1880-5602 (1240 amino acids)
Biological process (GO): regulation of transcription by RNA polymerase II
Cellular component (GO): nucleus
Molecular function (GO): RNA polymerase II cis-regulatory region sequence-specific DNA binding; DNA-binding transcription activator activity, RNA polymerase II-specific
Source: RefSeq, a predicted model, not a curated record